CGUCUCCCAGUGCACGUGCGAACAUGGUGUGGGGGCGGUGUUUCUGGAGGACACAAUAGUGGUCGACAUUGUAUUCACUGUGUAUUUAUUACUGUGUAGUUUAUAAGCGGUUAGUUUUCAUAGGUUAAUUUGUUACACACCGUUUACUAAGGCUUCGUAUUUUUCACAAGAUGAGUUCCGACAAGAACGGCACAAUGGCGGUGGUGGACUUGGAGGUGCUGAAAGCACUGGUGGAGGAGACGCCAGGUGUCAAGAUUGUGACUCCGCAAGUGGGGAUGGGGGUGUCGCGUGAGAGAGUGGGUGGCGAGGCGUGGCAUGGCUCCAUGGCAGUCAUCGCCCACCCCUCCGGCAAGCAGAGGCGGGGCAGCUCCUUCAGGCAGGUUGUGGCAGCACUGUUUGCCAAUCUAGGUACCAUCAACACUGGAAUGAUGUUUGGAUUCUCAGCUGUUACAAUCCCACAGUUGAAGCAACCGGACAGUCUCAUACCAAUUGAUGAAAAUGAAGCUUCUUGGAUUGCCAGCUUAUCAUCGGUGUCUACGCCGUUUGGGUGCCUCCUGAGUGGUUAUCUGCUGGACACGUUUGGCCGCAAGCGUACUAUCAUCAUGUGUUUGAUGCCGAUGAUUGUCGGCUGGUACUUGAUCUGUGCUGCGACUGGGGUAUACAUGAUCUACGCUGGGCGCCUUCUGGUGGGGCUGGGAGCAGGGAUGAUGGGUUCUCCCGCCAGAGUCUAUACGGGAGAAGUGACCCAACCUCAUCUGAGAGGCAUGCUGGCUGCCGUGGCUUCAGUGGGAGUGUCUUUAGGAGUGUCUAUCCAGUACAUAGUCGGCUCUUUCUUUGCUUGGAACUGGCUGGCGUUUGUCAACGGCUGUGUUCCUACUAUUGGCUUCAUUUCUGCAUUCUUCUUGCCCGAGUCACCGACCUAUCUACUCAACAGAGGUCGUAUCGAGUCAGCACGGUCCGCACUUACCAAGCUUAGAGGACGGACUUGCGAUGUGGAAGGAGAGUUGCAGGACCUAAUAAACUUUGCUAACAAGACCAACACUGCAACCAACAAGGAGCCAACGAAGGGUGACACCCUGAGGGCCAUCCUGCAUCCCUCGGCACUCAAGCCCUUCGCCAUCCUGGCACUCUACUUCCUCUUCUACCAGUUCUCGGGAGUCAACCCUGUCACUUUCUAUGCUGUCGAAAUCAUACAGGAAUCUGGAGCCGAGAUGAACAAAUAUGCAGCUACAAUUAUACUAGGAUUGGUGCGUCUUGGCUUCACAGUUGUAUCGUGCAUCAUGAUGCGGAGGUUCGGACGCCGACCUCUCACCUUCAUCUCGAGCGUAGGCUGUGGAGUGUCCAUGUUUGGUUUUGGGUUCUACAUGUACAUGUCAGACCAGUGGACAGCGCAAGGUGUGGAGAAGAUAGCCACCUGGUUCCCAGUGGUCAACCUGUUUGUCUUUAUGGCAGCCUCAACUAUCGGAUACCUGGUUGUGCCCUGGGUCAUGAUCGGGGAACUUUACCCUUCCAAGGUCCGAGGUAUUAUGGGCGGACUGACCACUUUUGUUGGACACUUUUGCGUGUUCAUCGUUGUGAAAACCUUCCCAUUCUUCAAAUCAGUAAGCACGUUUGGAACUUUCCUGAUGUACGGUACUGUGUCCCUUCUGGGUACUAUCUUCUUCUUCCUGUACCUCCCAGAGACGCAGGGUCGCACCCUGCAAGAGAUCGAGGACUAUUUCUGCGGAAGAACCAAGACUCUGGGACCACAGAAGGACACGGUCAACAACAACACUGUAAAACCUCCCAUCGUUAAGGCAAACAAAGACGGGUCCUUGCCUUAAGUCUAAAAACAUUUUUGGAAUGUUACAUUUCAUAAAUGUAACAUUUCAAAGUGCUACCAUGAUGACAAGUUAUUAUUAGUGUAUUAUUUUAGUGUUUGUGUACAAUUUGUGAUAUAUGUAAGGCAUUCUGUGAAUAUUUUUUAUAAUACCAUUGACAGUGCACGCAUGCAAGUAUUUGUUACUGAUUUAAAUGUAGAGAACAUUUUUCAAUCCUAAAGGUACUUGUACUUAAACCAUAAUUAAUUGAUCAAUAUAAAAUUAUUAAUUAAUAUAAUUUAUUGUCUUGUCUGGAUUUUUAAAAAAUGUAGAAUUGUGUUAAAUCUUAAAUUUGUGUACAGUAUUUUAACAAGAAUCGUAUUAACUUUAUUUAUUGAGUUCUCAAUAUUAAAUCUGUCAAGCUAAAAAAUUUUUAGAUUUUAGAAUAAUCGUAGUCAUGAUAUGUAUGAAGAAAAGAGCAUUUAUAUGCAUGAAAUAGAAAAGCAAUAUAAAAAUUAGUUUUAACUAUAUAUAUUUCCGGAACUGAGUUUUAAUGCUUUAAUAUUUUAAAAAUAAUAUUUUACAAUUUGUUUUAGAUAGAAAAAUAUCAAUUUUACAGUGUAAUAUGAGACGAGAGAACUUACAGAAUCAUGGAGUACUAAACAGAUGUGGGCAGUAUUACAUUAAACAAUAUUAUCAAAGUGUAUUUUCAAUUUGUACAUAUUUCCAUUUAAAUAGUAUUAAAAAGACUGAUAUUGUUAUGAUACAAUAAAGAACUGUGUUUAAUUUAGUGUGAUAAUAGUGUUAGCUUUAAUAUUUAAAUAAAAUAUUUUUGUCUUGUAAAGGAAGUAUUUUUAUACAUGUAUUAAUUUGAUAGAGAGGAAGUUCUUUUACAUUGUCAAAAGCUUAACAAUUCCAGUCAGUGUGAUCGUAAGCAUCCCACUAAUCUGGAUCUAACUCUUAAGAACAAUUUAACCAAUUAAUGUGCAGAUUUAAAAAGUAUGUUUUCUUGGAACCAACAUUAUACUCACGUGUAUUUUUUAUUUAUAAUUUUAAGUGUGGUAUAAUUAGUGAAUUACUUAAAUCAUCACCUAAGAAUGUAAAAUCUUUGAUGGUAACAAAUAAAUUGUAAAACAUGCAUUGAUGUAAUAAAAGAUUUCAAGGCAAAUUGA
Homalodisca vitripennis (glassy-winged sharpshooter) is the source of this 2971-nucleotide messenger RNA. RefSeq names its product facilitated trehalose transporter Tret1-like. Gene Ontology annotation, biological process: carbohydrate transport; transmembrane transport. The transcript has 9 exons. The record is from RefSeq and is a predicted model, not a curated record. The coding region runs from base 171 to 1823 and encodes 550 amino acids. Gene Ontology annotation, cellular component: membrane. Gene Ontology annotation, molecular function: sugar transmembrane transporter activity. Lineage: Eukaryota; Metazoa; Arthropoda; Insecta; Hemiptera; Cicadellidae.